Molecule: messenger RNA, 1878 nt
Organism: Wyeomyia smithii (pitcher-plant mosquito)
Lineage: Eukaryota; Metazoa; Arthropoda; Insecta; Diptera; Culicidae
Exons: 3
Coding region: 1-1878 (625 amino acids)
Cellular component (GO): nucleus
Molecular function (GO): DNA binding
Source: RefSeq, a predicted model, not a curated record
AUGAGUAACGCGGCAGUGAAACGUGGUGAACGGGAGCAGGCGAUCAAGUUGGCGAUUAUUGCCAUUAAGUUUGGCAAGUCGUUACGGGCAGCUGCUGGAGAGUAUGGUAUACCCCGUACCACCUUGCUUCGUCACAAGCGGUUAAACGCUGGCCUGAUGGUGCAAGCGGACCCGCUACAUCCUACGAUAUCGAUGGAGGAUGAACCAGAACGGGCAUUCGAAAAGUAUUGCUUGCUAUGCUCGGACAAGUUCUUCGGUCUAACAUCCAGAGACAUUCGUGUGCUUGCACCACAAUUCGCGAACCAGCUGGGGAUUCCGGUUCCCGACAAUUGGAUCGCGAACGCAAAGGCAGGCCCUGUUUGGUUUCGGAACUUUCUGCGCCGAAGGCCGAACCUGUCGAUGCGUUCACCCGAGGCGACCAGCAUAGCCAGAGUCUCUGCUUUUAAUCCCACAAAUGUGGGCAAGUUUUUCGAUCUUCUACGCACAGUAGCCGAGAAUAUAACGUUCGAACCAAAUUCCAUCUGGAAUCUGGACGAGACUGGAGUGACAACAGUUCAGAAACCUCAACGAGUUGCUAGUCGCCGUGGAGUCAAACGUGUUGGUCGAGUAACUUCGGCCGAUCGGGGCCCGUUGGUUACGAUGGUACUUGCGGUUUCCGCCACUGGCAAUAAAAUGCCACCAUUUUUCGUUUUUCCUCGAAAACGUUUCCAUCCACACUUUCUGGAUGGUGGUCCAACGGGAUGCGCUGGAGCGGUGAGUAAUACAGGGUGGAUGAAUGCAGAUAUUUAUCUGGAUGUUCUCCGACACUUUAAAGCAUUUACGCGAGUGUCCAAAGAAAACCCGCUUUUGUUGAUUGUGGACAACCACGGUUCACACAGAAGUCUACCUGCAAUCGAGUUUUGCAGGGAUAAUGGCAUUCACCUACUUACAAUACCACCCCAUUGCUCUCACCGCUUACAACCCUUGGACGUGAGUGUGUUUUCGCCGUUCAAACACGCAAUGAAUGUGCUGUGCGACGAAUGGACAUACAGGCAUCCCGGAAAGCCGAUGUCUAUUUUUGACCUACCGGCUAUCAUCGACAGCGCUCUCGAACGGAGUGCCACGGAGCGAAACAUCAAGGCCGGGUUCCGGGCAUCAGGUAUUUGGCCCUUCAACCCGGAUGUAUUCACUGCAUUGGAUUAUGCUCCAUCAUCAGUGACAGGACCUUCCUUGGUUGACGAAAUAAUACCAGGAUCACUGCUGGACACUCUUUGCAGAAUCAGACCAAUCCCGCGGGCACCACCGCGUGCUACAGGCAGACGAGGACGAAAACCUGGACGAGCUGCUAUACUGACGGACCCCGCUGAAAUCGCUCUGAUGGAACAAAACAUACAAGCGAAGGGAGUAGCCCGACCCACUCAACGGCGAGUAGGCCGACCACGUAAAGCAACUGUGCAGUUUCAUAGCCUCGUUAGUGCACCACCAAGACCAACGAUAGUGGUGAUAAAGAGACCACCUGGAAGACCCCGCAAAUCACAGGCUGCAGCGGAUAAGAGGCCCGUUGGCCGACCCCGCAAGCCUCCAGUCGUUAUACUAAAAAGGCCUGUUGGCCGACCUCCAAAGUCACUAGCCAUUGCUAAGAGGCCCGUUGGCCGACCACCAAAGUAUCCAACCAUUGCUAAGAGGCCCGUUGGCCGACCACCAAAGUAUCCAACCAUUGCUAAGAGGCCCGUUGGCCGACCACCAAAGUAUCCAACCAUUGCUAAGAGGCCCGUUGGGCGACCUGCUCAAAGUAAAGGCACUGCCAAGAGGCCCGUUGGCCGCCCACGCAAGAUUAAGAGGCCUGUUGGUAGGCCACCGAAACAACCAGCAGCCAAAAUAAGACAUGAAUCUGAAUAA